AAAUUUCCUCCCCUCAAUAUUCAAUGUUCAUAAUUGUUGGUUAAUUAAAUUUUAUAUAUUCAAUCAAUAUGUCCUGAAGAUUGACCGAUACAGCUAACAAAAAUGUACGAAUAAUUAGAAAAACCCAUGAGAAAAUUUUUUUUUUCAGAUCUUGAUGGCUAAAUUAAGGUGAAAAUGUCGGCCAACAAAAUGAACGAUCCGGAUUCGAAUGAUGUUAAAAAUGAUGAUGAUAUCAAAAAUGUGCUUGUAAAUAAUGUGAAAAUGACAAACAAAGUCAAUAUUUAUCAUGAAAAACAAAGUCGCCAACUUUGUGCAUUACAUGCAUUGAAUAAUUUAUUUCAAAAUUCGAAUGCUUUCACUAAAAAUGAUCUCGAUUCAAUUGCCGAAACAUUAUCACCAUCAUCGUUGAUAUUGUUCAAUCCGCAUAAAUCAACAUUCGGUUUCGGUAAUUAUGAUGUCAAUGUUAUAUUGAUGGCAUUACAGAAUAAAAAUUACGAAGCCGUAUGGUUCAAUAAGAAAAAAGAUCCAAAACAAUUGAAUCUGAAUGUUAUAUUUGGUUUCAUUCUAAAUAUUCCAAAUGACUGUGAUUUUUGGAAAAAUGCAUUGACAUUUUUCACAUCAUCUCGACGACAUUGGAUUGCUGUCAGAAAAUUUGACUCACAAUAUUAUAAUUUAGAUUCCAAAUUGAAAGAACCAAUCACAAUUGGCCAGGAGGAAAAUUUGUUCAAUUUUUUGCAGACAAAUCUGACCGAAAAGAAUGCGGAAGUAUUCGUAAUUGUCACGAAAGAAAUAGCUCAACAAAAUAAUUGGUAUAAUGAAAUGACAAAUGACCAUCAUCAUUGAAUGAAAAUGAAGAAAAUAAUUUGAUUCAA
This is a messenger RNA of Dermatophagoides farinae (American house dust mite), 872 nucleotides long. RefSeq names its product Josephin domain containing (gene Josd). Gene Ontology annotation, molecular function: cysteine-type deubiquitinase activity. Lineage: Eukaryota; Metazoa; Arthropoda; Arachnida; Sarcoptiformes; Pyroglyphidae. Gene Ontology annotation, biological process: protein deubiquitination. The record is from RefSeq and is a predicted model, not a curated record.